ACCAAACGAAAACCAUCUCCCUACGCCAGUUGGCGCUAUUAUUCCGAUCGAGAUUGCAGGCCGGAGUUGGAGCUUGACCAGGCGACGUUCGAUUGAGCCAACCGCGCGUCUGUAAUUGCCGAGCCAGGCCACAAUUGACAGCCGCGCCACACAAAUGCAAUGGACCAACACGAUAACACGUGAUCACUUCCAACCUUUAGUUUCCCAUUUAAGAACGCAUGCUUUGUCGCCAUAGGUUACAGUUCGUUCAUACAUUCCCUCCUAUCUUAGAAUAACAGACCAUAUGCCGGCAGAGAAACGAUCAUACGAAGAGAUGGCGGAAACUCCGAAUCCAUUUUUGCCAAUUUUCGAUGGCUUCAGGGCUGAAAUCGAUGAGAACCACCUUGCCAGAGAGCGCAUAAUCAAGUCAUCACGAGAUGUCACAGCUCUUAGUAAGAAGGCUAUUUUCUCUCUUCAGAGAGUGAGAACUAUCAGCUCAGGAAUACCCCAAAAUAUCAGCACAGAAGUCCAGGGAAGAUUUGAGGCAAUUUCGGAGCUAUUUAAAACCAUGUCGAAGGACCUUCAGGGCAUCAAUUCCUGGCGAUAUCAACGCCAAGCCUCACCCGGGAUCCAAGAAUUCAUAGAGGCUCUCUCAUUUGAGCACUAUCUUAGAACAGGGAAGCUAGUCACGAGAGAGCUUGCAACGAAAAGCAUGAUAUGGAAUAUUCCUCUAACGGUUGACGACUACGCGCUGGGGUUAUUCGAUCUGUCGGGGGAAAUCAUGCGGUUUGCAGUCACUGCCAUUGCGACAACAGGCUCACUGCCACAUUUGAAAUCCAGUCACUCAUUUGUCGACCGCUCGAUACUAACAGACCUGAGGCACCUGAGAUCCUCCUUUGAAGCACUAGAUACAACAUCUUGCCAUGGAACAAGCCUUGGCGGAGAAAUCGACAAGAAGAUGGAGACAAUGGUUCAGAGUGUUGAGAAGGUGGAGAAUGCCGCAUGUUCCUUGAUUAUCAGGGACCAUGAACGGCCCAAGCACACGCCAGAUAGCGACAAUAACUGAGCCGUCAGAAGUCACUGUCAGGAACCUAUCUAUGCCUCAGGUCUGAAAGUGCUAUUGGAAUCGAAGUACGAAGCGGAAUCAGGCGGUGGAUUGCCUCGCGGGAUAAACGCUGGCGGAUCUCAAUUAAUACGUCAGGCGCGAACGGACGAAAUAGUGGUUGUAUGUGGAUCACUGUUAUAUGGUCUGCCCCAGCAGCGCCCUCCACAGUUCGCUUGCGGCCGUGUUAAUCGCUGUGGACGACGGACUUGCUGUAUGGAUAUGGAUAUGAAUAUACUAAGUGUGUCAUGGCUUUCAAUAGUUGACGAAACUAUUCGACUUAACGUGUUACACUUAUGAGCUGGUAACAUCCUCUGUUGCUUGUCGAGCAUCUUCGUCAACGGUUCGUGUGCGAAGCUGCAGUGCGUGGAUCCCUCCUUCUUGUGCCAUUUCAUCCUUCAGCAAGGUAUAUACCAUUCGAUGUCUUGCGGGUUGCGACUUGGCUUUGAAAGCGUCCGAAGUUAUCACCACUCUAUUGUAGUGCUAUAGUCAGAGUCGUUCUAAUAGAAGGAUCCAAAUACAAAC
Molecule: messenger RNA, 1606 nt
Organism: Pseudogymnoascus verrucosus
Lineage: Eukaryota; Fungi; Ascomycota; Leotiomycetes; Thelebolales; Thelebolaceae
Exons: 4
Coding region: 284-1045 (253 amino acids)
Cellular component (GO): cytoplasm; nucleus
Molecular function (GO): sequence-specific DNA binding; RNA binding; RNA endonuclease activity
Source: RefSeq, a predicted model, not a curated record